Galleria mellonella (greater wax moth) is the source of this 1501-nucleotide messenger RNA. It is a transcript of the gene Tsp68C, whose product is annotated as CD151 antigen. NCBI's taxonomy places the organism in Eukaryota, Metazoa, Arthropoda, Insecta, Lepidoptera, Pyralidae. The record is from RefSeq and is a predicted model, not a curated record. The transcript is spliced from 5 exons. The coding region runs from base 274 to 1263 and encodes 329 amino acids. Gene Ontology annotation, cellular component: membrane.
AUCUCCCACAUUCACACGUUCGUAUGUUGGAGUAACUCAUGCAUUAAUUUUAAACAAAACUGCCUUAAUUAUUAGUCACCCCACCUGCUCAACGGAGCGCAUCUCCCCAAAACCGGCGAAUCUAUUCAGUGUACGAUGGCAUAUUCAUGUGCUUGCAAUAGUCGCGUGGUGGUCACGCCGCUUUCCGCGUUGUUGUUUAUACACAUUUUUCAAUAAAAAUCCAAACAUUGCACACGUGACGCAAUAUUACAUAGACUAUUUGUAUUGUCGACAAUGAAGUGUACCAAUUUUGCGAGCGCCAAAGCUCUUUUUGGAUUUUUCAAUACCAUAUUUUUCGCAUGCGGUUUUGCUGAAGUGAUAUGCGGAUUUCUGCUGCUAUGUGACUCACAGAGGAUUCUUCUCUCCCGUUUGUUGGCAACACCCGAGGGCGACUUUGAUCAGCCACCCUUCUAUUACCUAGCUUUGGGCCUUUUAGCAGCCGGGCUCAUCGUAUGUGCGACCGCUGCUUUGGGAUGUUGGGCUACUUAUUUACCGGGAUACAUCAUACUAACACUGUACUUCCUAAUAGUGUUAACAUUAUUGUUAUGCGAGUGCGCUAGUGGAGUCCUAGUGGCAAUCUGGCCGCGCUGCCUGGGACUCCAGAGCAGCCGAGGCGGCGCUGUGGGCGCGUUACAGUCGUACUAUGCACUGCCCGACUACGAACACUUCACGGCCGCCGUUGACCUCGCCCAAACAGAAUUGGGAUGUUGCGGCAUGACUAGUGCCCGUAACUACGACAUGUCAGUCUGGCAACUGCGACGGUUGGGCCCUCGCGGCAUGUCGGUACCGCUCACUUGCUGCGUGCAGUACGAAAACAGUGUCUCUUAUCUUAACCCAGCACCGGUGAACCAGUCACGCUGUCAAGAAAUACAACCCAAUCCACAAUUUAGGUAUCUUCCGGGGUGUCUCGAUAGACUUGAAGAGUGGUAUCAGGAACAAUAUCUUAUUUUCAUGCUGGGCCUUUUUGUAGUAGCUGUCUUCAAACUCGGUAUAUUACUAAGCACAGUAUUCUCAUGUAUCCGCCUUAGGAAACGGAGACAAAAUAUUCGUUCAUUUGUAAUGAAAUCUAUGGACAACAAGAGAAAUGAAAAUAUUUACGAAAGCAAAAUGGGCAGUUUGCACGAAGAACCCAUAACGGCAAAGUAUAUCCAGCCAAACAACUUCUAUAGCCCACGCGUAAGAAACCCAAGGAUCUUCCAUAACAAGCCCAAUGAGAUGGUAUGAGAAUUAGCAGCGGAGAUAAAUUCUUUAGAGAGGAAACUGGAAAAAUUCUCAGACUAUUUAUACAAACAUCAAGCAGACUCAAUUAUGUGGUAAAAAUCGUGAUAAGUAUAUCAUAAAUGAUAAAAAUCUUACCUCAUCAUACUAUUCUUAGAAGAAUCUAUUACUUACAAAAAAAACUGAUGUGCCAUAUCAAAUUAAGUUUUAAAACAAUUAUAGUUAUGAUCUUUGGUUUGUAUAA